Molecule: messenger RNA, 1686 nt
Organism: Cryptococcus amylolentus CBS 6039
Lineage: Eukaryota; Fungi; Basidiomycota; Tremellomycetes; Tremellales; Cryptococcaceae
Exons: 7
Coding region: 1-1686 (561 amino acids)
Molecular function (GO): succinate-semialdehyde dehydrogenase (NAD+) activity
Source: RefSeq, a predicted model, not a curated record
AUGCCCACCAGAUCCUCCUUCCUCCUCUCCAUCUCCCGCAAGUCUUCCACAAAACCCGCAGCCGCCCGCUCCCUCUCCACCACUACCCCGCUCCGGAUCCAAGCACCCGCCCUGAGGCCCCGCUUGCCCACCUCCACUCGCACAAUCCGCCCGCAAAUUACAACCAACACAUAUCGCAACAUGUCCAACUGGCCCAAAGUCACCGCUGAGAAUCCUCUUGGUCUCGACGAUGCCUCUCUCUUCAUCCAGAAGGGAAUCAUUGGAGGUCAAUUUGCCGAGACCUCCUCUGGGAAGACGUUUGAAGUCUUCAACCCCGCUACUGGCAAGGUCAUCGGCACCUGUCCAGAGAUGAACGUCCAAGACACUCGCCGUGCGAUCGAGGCCGCCGAGGAGGCCUUCAAGACCUUCCGUACCACCUCUCCCGCCCAGCGAUCGGCUUGGCUCUCCGAGUUUUCCAAGCUCUACCAAGCUGCUCUCAAGGACAUUGCCCGCCUCAUCGUUUGGGAGAAUGGCAAGUCCUGGACUGACGCUAUGGCCGAGGCCACCUAUGCCGGGACUUACAUAUCUUGGUACGCCGGUGAGGCGCUCAGGACUACAGGUGAAACUAUUCCCUGCUCGGUCCCUGGUACUCGAAACUUUGCCAUAAAGCAGCCUAUCGGUGUCGUGGCCCUGCUUUGUCCCUGGAAUUUCCCUGCGGCCAUGAUCGCCAGAAAGUUGGGUCCUGCUUUGGCUGUCGGGUGUACCUCGGUCAUCAAGACUCCUUCCGAGACCCCUUUCACCACUCUUGCCAUUGUUGAGCUUGCCAAGCGAGCUGGUAUUCCCGACGGUGUCAUCAACGUUAUCACCACCGAAGCCAACCUCCAGGACGUUGGCAAAGAGCUUUGUACCAACCCCAUCGUCCAUAAGGUCUCUUUCACUGGCUCUACCCGAAUCGGCAAGCUUAUCGCCUCCCAAUGCUCUUCCACCCUCAAGAAGAUGUCUUUGGAGCUCGGGGGUAACGCCCCCCUCAUUGUCUUUGAGGAUGCUGAUAUCCCCACUGCUAUCGCCGGUACUAUUGCCUCCAAGUUCCGAGGCUCAGGCCAGACCUGUGUCUGUGCGAACAGAAUCUACGUGCACGAGGAUAUCUACGAUGACUUUGCAGCCAAGUUGGCUGAGAAGGUGGGCGAAUUCAAGGUUGGCCCUGGGUUUGAUGAGGGUGUCACGCACGGCCCUCUGAUCCACUCUAGACAGGCUGACAAGGUUGAUGAGCACGUGCAAGAUGCUGUUUCAAAGGGUGCCAAGAUUCUCGUUGGUGGGAAGCGAGGUAAUGGUACCGAGUACAUCCCCACCGUCCUCACCGGUUUGACCGACGAAUGCCUCAUUGCCACUGAGGAGACGUUCGGUCCCGUCGCCGCCCUCUUCAAAUUCUCCUCUGAAGACGAAGUCAUCGCUCGCGCCAACGCCUCCGAAGUCGGCCUCGCUGGCUACUUCUUCUCUCGAGACUCUGACCGGAUCUGGAGGGUGGCUGAGGCACUCGAGACUGGUAUGGUGGGUGCCAACACGGGCAUGAUCUCUCAGGCUGUCGUGCCUUUCGGUGGCAUCAAAGAGUCUGGUUACGGUAAGGAGGGAGGCAGACAGGGUACCGACGAGUACACCAUCACUAAGCUUGUGGCUGUUGGAACUUCUCUUCACAACAUGCCCAAGUGA